Molecule: messenger RNA, 1797 nt
Organism: Centrocercus urophasianus (Greater sage-grouse)
Lineage: Eukaryota; Metazoa; Chordata; Aves; Galliformes; Phasianidae
Gene: MPI
Product: mannose phosphate isomerase
Exons: 8
Coding region: 63-1334 (423 amino acids)
Biological process (GO): carbohydrate metabolic process; GDP-mannose biosynthetic process
Cellular component (GO): cytosol
Molecular function (GO): mannose-6-phosphate isomerase activity; zinc ion binding
Source: RefSeq, a predicted model, not a curated record
GGCGGGGCGUGCUGUGAGCGGCCCAGCGGGCGGCGCUCCUGGGGGACGCGUCGGCAGCGCACAUGGCGGAGCCGCGAGUGUUCCCGUUGCGUUGCCCGGUGAGGAACUAUGCCUGGGGGCAGCACGGGCUGCGUAGCGCCGUGGCACAGCUGGUGGCCAGCGGGGACCCGGCGGCAAGCAUCGAGCCCGAGCGGCCAUACGCCGAGCUAUGGAUGGGCGCCCAUCCCAGCGGUGAUGCCGAGGUGUUGGAUGGCCGUGACCUUCCGCAGACGUUGGGUUCCUGGCUGGCCGAGCACCCUGCCUGCCUGGGCCCCAAGGUGUGCGAUGCCUUUGGCGGCCGCCUGCCCUUCCUUUUCAAGGUGCUGUCCGUCCGCACCGCCCUCUCCAUCCAGGCUCACCCCAACAAGGAGCUGGCAGCCAAGCUGCACGCCCAGUUCCCCCAGCACUACCCCGAUACCAACCACAAACCCGAGAUGGCCAUCGCGCUCACUCCCUUUGAGGGGCUGUGUGGCUUCCGGCCCGUGGAGGAGAUCGCUGCCUUCCUGCGGGCUGUCCCCGAGCUGCGGGCGCUGGUGGGUGAGGUGGCAGCUGAGCAGUUGGAGCGCAGCGCCAGCCAUGAUCCCCGCGGCGUCUCGGCCGCCCUGCGUGUCUGCUUCACCUGCCUGAUGAAGAGCGAGAAGGAGACCUUCAGCCAGCAGCUCAGCCUGCUGGUGGAGAGGAUUUCCCAACAAGCGGCCAAAGGGCAGGACACGUCCCCAAGCAAUGGGGACCUGCUGCUGCGCCUGCACGCUCAGUUCCCCGGGGAUAUUGGCUGCUUCUCCAUCUACUUCCUCAACGUGGUGAGGCUGGAGCCCGGCGAGGCCAUGUUCCUGGCAGCCAAUGAGCCCCACGCCUACCUGCAGGGAGACUGUGUGGAGUGCAUGGCGUGCUCAGACAACACGGUGCGUGCUGGCCUCACCCCCAAAUUCAUUGAUGUGCUCACGCUCUGUGAGAUGCUCAACUACACGCCAGCACCCAGCAGCUCCAAGAUCUUCCCAGCUGUGCAGAGCCCUCUGGACCCAUGCGUCUUCAUCUAUGAUCCACCCGUGCCUGACUUCACGCUGAUGAGGAUAGAGAUUCCCUCCUCAAUCAAGCUCUACCUCAUCUCUGCACUGGACUCUGCCAGUAUCCUGCUGGUGAUCCAGGGUACGGCCAUGGGCACCUCUACAGCUGCUGCAUCUGAAAUGACCCUGCGCCGGGGCUCCGUGAUCUUCAUCUCUGCCAACGAGAGCAUCUCCAUGCACCUGUCCUCAUCUGAGGGGAUGCUGCUUUUCCGAGCCUGCUGCCUGCUCUGAGCAGGAUCCCCAGCAUCCCCGCACACCAGGGUAGAUAGAAACCAAAGUAGGCUUGGCCAGUAGCUCAGAAGUCACCCCAGAAGUGAACCUCAAAGCAACCUGCAUCCAGUUUCUAGAAGCAACUCACACUCCUCUGCUUUCUGAACCAGCUCUUUGGGGCUGAGACACUCGUGUCCCCAUAGUGUCACAGCCCCCAGGGCCAGUCCUUACCAGUGCUGCUAACACCAUCUGACAAUUAUUUAUGUUUCGUUUGGUGUUGUGGCUUUGUUGGGUUCUUCUAGGAACCGCUGCUUACACCUGCAAAUGUGAUGCUGAGGCUUCCACCAGGAGGAAGGAGACUUGGGAUCAGCUGGGUGCUGGAUGCCCCCUUGUCCACCUGCCCAUGGAGUGGCUUCAUGUGGCAGUGGGGUCUGGAGGUCCUCAAGUGACCGGUGCUCUGAAUAAAGUGGUGACUUUGUCCUCA